AUGGAAGGCAUUUUGUGGACACGAGAUGGUCGAAGUAAACUAUUACGUGGUUGGCAUAAACGGUAUUUUGCAUUAUCAAAUGCUGGAGUGCUUCGUGAAUAUACAUCGAAUAUCAAAAAGAAGGAACUUUUGCGUCGAGAAACAUCGACAAUAAUAUCAACUAUACUAUCUCAUGAUAGUUAUGAGAUGAAUGGAAUGAUAUUACAACGUGAAAUGGAUAUUCGUGGUGCAAUUAUUAAAUCAUUACCAUUUCCAUUAGUUGGGAAACGUCAUGCAUUUCAAGUGAAGAUUGUACAAAGUGAACCAAAUAUUAAAGUAGUACUUUGUGCUCGACAAGUAAAUGAUGUUCGAUUAUGGAUAAAUGCAUUACGAUCUGCUGCUUUAAAAUUGAAGAUUCCACGAUAUCCAAGUCCAGUAGGAUGGAGUAGAGAGAGUGAUUUCUUGAAUUUUGAUCGAGUUCAAAAAAGUGAGUUUUUAGAAAUUCAGAUGCCUCAACGUACUGAUAUGGCACAAUUAAGUUCAGUAUACGAAUGA
Plasmopara halstedii is the source of this 534-nucleotide messenger RNA. Its product is annotated as Pleckstrin homology-like domain. The record is from RefSeq and is a predicted model, not a curated record. Bases 1 to 534 code for a protein of 177 amino acids. NCBI's taxonomy places the organism in Eukaryota, Oomycota, Peronosporomycetes, Peronosporales, Peronosporaceae. The transcript has a single exon.